UUUUGAGUCUUGAAUUUUCCUUAAGAUGUACAUAAUGCUCAGACAAGCAGUCAUAUCUCUAUUGAAUAUGACCUUUAGGUCGCGUUUUUUAAUCUGUCUCUUGCGUCCAUCCCCUUCCAUUUUACAUAGUAGGUGCAUUAUUAUUAUUAUUUUAAGUGUUACUGCGUAAUGAUAAGUUAAAGUUGACCCAGAAUAUAAGACAAUAAAAGCAAACUUAGGCAAAAAACUAUUUGAAUCUGAAAUAUUAUUUUGCCGGAAAAAAAGAGAAAAAAUAAACUUUAUCAAAGAAAGAAGUUUAAUUAUUUUUUAUUCUCCUUAUUUUUAGUUUUCUCUUACAAAAAGUAUUUAAAGGCUGACCUUGAAAAUAUUUUUAUUUUUUUUAUUCGUAAUUUUAUGUAAAUGGAAAGUCCACAGCCUUAAUUUACUACAAUGGUUUCCUACUUCACGAUCCUUGAAAAUUUCAAAGUUCGAGGGACGAGUAACCAACCUUUAGUACGAGCGUACUGCUAUAUUUUUUUAAUUGUUAUUGUUUGUUGUUUAUUGUUUGAGCUUAUAGACUUUCAACUUGAACCUCCAGCUUUGUGUAGUGCAGGGCCUAUCAAUGGAGAUCUUUUUAAUUGGCAAGCUACAAUUACUGGACCUCCAAAUUCGGCAUAUCAGGGAGGGGUGAUCUUCUUGAAUAUUAAAUUUCCAAACGACUACCCGUUUAAACCGCCACAAGUUAGGUUCACAACAAAAAUUUACGCACCAUAUGUUAACAGCGAUUUGGGUACUAUGUGUUUGGAUAUUCUUACUAGCAAGUGGUCACCAGCUUUGACUAUUUCUAAAGUUCUGAUCUCAAUUUGCUCUAUGUUAGGCGAAGUUAACAGCAAACAUACUCAUUAUGCUACGGCCCGUGAAUGGACGCGAAAAUAUGCAAUGUGA
This is a messenger RNA of Meloidogyne enterolobii, 924 nucleotides long. NCBI's taxonomy places the organism in Eukaryota, Metazoa, Nematoda, Chromadorea, Rhabditida, Meloidogynidae. The record is from the annotation of a GenBank genome assembly.